AUGGUCAAUCCUAAUCGCUGGUCAUGGUCGGCAGGGCCACGAAGAAGUUCGACCCGAGGGAAUGCAGUGACCAGCAUCCAGCCAUUAGCACGUUCUCCCGACAAGCCCAUUUCGUGCGAGGUCGACGUCCCAAACGAUCAAAACCUGCAGCCCGGCGCUACCAACGUCUCAUCGCGCCGAUUGACCAAGAAUCGGUGGAGCUGGCGGCCAGACGCAGCCAUAUCGGUGACCCUAGAAGACCAGCAAGAGACGGCACAGGGCGAGAGGCAAGACAGGGAGGAGCAUAACCAGGAUCAAGCAGAAACAGAUGCACCGACAAACAAAACCCGCCGGUUGUCGAAACUCAUCAAGAAGACGGAUGCCGCUCCUCUUACUGCUUCUCGACCGAAACGGAGACCGUCGUCCAUGAUAGCGCCCGCAAGCUCUUCUUUCGGAGCAUCACCCUCUUAUUCGCAUCCCGGCUCGCGGGCGGUGCAGGAGCAUCCGGCGGAAGAGGAGGAUCGUUCCUCUCACGCAAGCCCCCUCCCAAACCAGCCUGCGGCAGGAGUGAAGAACAAGCUCAACCGCUUUCUUAGUCGACACAUCACCACCCGGCAAGUUGACAAGAAAGCUGUGCCGGUGCCGGUGCCGGUGCAACACCAGCAUCAACAGACACCUGCAGACGCCGCAGAGCCACCGCCAUCUUCCCGACACCAGCAGCCAACACCACAGAGACCCAUGCCGAUGCAACCCCCGAUGCGCCAUCGUCUCCAACUCCACAAUCCCCAGAACACCCUUCGAGCAUCGCCAGCCCCCCCUGUCGCCCACAUUCAGACUCAGGGUUACACGGACAACGGUCGUCUUGUUGCACCGCUGCCAGGGCUAGACGAAAACUCGCAGCUGCAGCUCCCGCCAGCGACAAGCCGACCCGCGACUGCCACAGGUGCGGCGGCGGCGCAGAGUCUUGGUACCAGUACCCCGUCGUCAUCAACUGCUGCACCUUCGGCAGACGAGACAGGGUUGUUGAACCGCCUGAUGCGACGACGAUUGGCUCCCAAGGACAAGGACGCCGACAAUAAGAAGAGGUGGACUUCCGCCAGCAGCGAUAAAACAAGUUCGUCCCCGGGAAUCGACCGACAUAAGGGAAGAUCGCCUGGCCCGAAUACCGCAGUUAGUGAGACCACGGAGCAGCGCGAGACGCAGACACGGCCUCUGCUGUUGAACCCGCUCAUGUUGAACCCGUCGCACCCAACACCUGCCCAAAGUGAGACUGUCUUGGACGCGCGAAGGGGCUCAUUGAAGUCUUCAGUACCCCGAUUUCUGCGUCCAGCUACAAAGCCUCAGCAAGAAUCUACGAAUGCGACCCAGACUGCCGGCCCUGCCAGCCCACUUCAGCUCGAGUCACCUCCCCGACAGCAACAGACUAUGCAGACCUCGGGUUCCGCUGCACCGACGCAGCUCAAAUUGCGGUCCAAACCAAGCUUUGGAAAGCGGUUCUGGUCGAGAUCCGGCGCCAAUGAUUUUGGAGAGGCCAACGUGACCAACACCAAGACACCGGCACCAGCAUCGGCGCCGCGAACCGUCUAUGUUCCUAAACACGCCGCGGCUGAUUUUUCGCGCACCACUUCCGCCUACACGUCGCGCCACAACCGCCAUAGCUUUUCUUUUGGCAAUGACCCCGACAACGGUGCACAAGCUCUGGCCACAAUAAGGGCCGAUGCAGGAUCGGGCGAGUCGGAGCCGCUUCACCAGAGGCAACGGACGCCAUCCGCUGAGGCGGCCGAGAAGCGCAGGUCACGGGACUUAUCAUCAUCCAAGUACGAGGCGCCGCCUCCCCAUGAAUUGCACCGGCGUCUCGAGAUCGUUAAGAGUAGCGAAAUUGAAGUGGUAACAACUAGGGAACCGGUGGUUGUCGACCCCUGGCAGCAGCAACACAAUCUCUUGCAGAAUGCUUCAAAUACCUCGUCGUCGAACGGCAAGGCUCCUGCUAGACCUCACUCUCGUCCAAGGUCAUCCAAGCGACACAGUUUCAAUCUUGUACACGACCCAUACGCCAGAGAACUCACGCCGCCAAAGUCAAUCUCCCCGGUAGAGAUGGAGGCGCCAUUCGACCCGCCAAGCCAGCCAGAGCAACAGCCGGCGCCGCCAUCGGCACCGCCACGGCCCAUCUCGUCUCAUUCUCGUCCACAGUCUCGGCAAGAAACUCAACCUCAAGAAACAGCCAGUAGCCACGAACUGACGGAUUAUGAACGUUUUGUAGCAGAUGCUGAGGUUGCCGAGCGAGAGUAUCAUGCCCAAUUGUGGCGGAACCUUGCACGGCGUUCUGGUCAUUAUGGUUAUAGCGACAACCCCUGGAGUACGACGAGACAAGCUGAUGCUUCUACUGCGCAACGCAAUAACAACAACAAGCGAAGCAGUGCGCAAUUUUCGAUGGGAGUCGGUAAGCGUGCAAGCAUGAUGUCGUUUGCCGCAGCCAACGACGACGACCGCAACUUGGUCUCAUCAAGCUUUUACGGCGAGCCACUCCGCAAGCCGAGCCUCUCGCACAGCGCUAGUGUUGGCGCAGAUGGGAAAAGGGGGCUCCGACAUCAGGGGAGCGUUUCGAAGCGGAUUUCCGACUACAUCAAGCCACCGAAACCAUACCAGGAAGCCACUUACGAGGAUUGGAUGCCGCCUUCUGGACGAGCCAAUCGACGGAGCGUCAUUGCUGGAAUUUCUGAAUAG
Messenger RNA from Colletotrichum orchidophilum, 2703 nucleotides. RefSeq lists its product as uncharacterized. The record is from RefSeq and is a predicted model, not a curated record. The coding region runs from base 1 to 2703 and encodes 900 amino acids. NCBI's taxonomy places the organism in Eukaryota, Fungi, Ascomycota, Sordariomycetes, Glomerellales, Glomerellaceae. The transcript has a single exon.